Camelina sativa (false flax) is the source of this 1179-nucleotide messenger RNA. Its product is annotated as pentatricopeptide repeat-containing protein At3g60980, mitochondrial. The record is from RefSeq and is a predicted model, not a curated record. Gene Ontology annotation, molecular function: protein binding. Lineage: Eukaryota; Viridiplantae; Streptophyta; Magnoliopsida; Brassicales; Brassicaceae.
AUGUCAACGCUCUCUUACCUCAACCGCGCUUCUUCAAUUCCCUCAUCGCCUCCUCCCAUGUCCAAAUUCGAAUCCGAUCCCUCUUCUAUUCACAGAAGAGUCACGAUGCUUAUCAAAUUGUCCAACCUCGACGCAGCCGCAGAGCACGCGCGUUUGGCCAUUUUGACCAGAGGCGAACUCAAAGUCAAAGUGACUGCCAAUACCUGCUGCGUGGCUAUCAUCGACGCUCUGUGCAGUGCUGGACGGUACAGUGAAGCAUACGAAUUGUUCCAUUUCUUCGCUGCCAAGUCCAACUCGGAUAUCAUCUGCUGCGAUCCAAUCAUCAAUGCCUUUUGUGAUCAAGGGAAACUCGACGAGGCUCUUGAAUUAUACCACCACAGUGGUGGUGGUCUUCUGAUUGGUUCUCGUACCCAACUAGCCUUGGCCCAAGGUUUGGUCAACGCGGGUCGGAUUGAUGAAGCUAUGGAUCUUUUCUACUGCGUGAAUAGGUCCUUGUAUGACAUUUUCAUCCGUGGGUUCCUGGAUAUGGGAAAUCACCAAAAGGCUAACCAACUUUUCCAAGAGCUAAAGUUGAGUGGGGAUUUGGACGCUGUGCUCCAGGUGCGUGCCACUUUCAUUGAUCAUUGGUUCAAACAAGGGAUGGAUGAGAAAGCUAUGAAGCAUUACAUCAUGUUGUCUAAAGAAGAAUUCAGCCAAGGGAGGAUACAUGUGACUGCUGGAAAUACCCUUUUGAAAGUUCUGCUCAGGUACGGUAAGAAGACCGAAGCUUGGUCAUUGUUCAGCCAGAUGCUGGAGCAAAGCAGGUUCAGAGGUUUGGAAGGAUACUGUAACGCUAGAAAAUUUGAUUCGGAGUCGUGUAAUAUUAUGGUGAACGAGUGUUUCAAGCUUGGGCAUGUUAGCCAGGCAAUCAACAUCUUUCACAAGAUUGUCGGCACAAUUAGUGAUCCACAGUUGUGUUACAGAAACAUGAUCACUCGGUUUUGCGAACAUGGGAUGUUAUCUGACGCAGAACGUUUUUUCGCUGAUAUGUGCUCGGAAAAUUAUCUUGUCCCUGAUGUUCCAACCUAUCGAACGAUGAUGGAUGCAUAUGUCAAGGAGCUCAGAAUCAGCGAUGCUCGAAAAACUGUGAACCAAACUUUGGAUGCCUGUCUAACCUAUAUCUCUAAGCAGGUCGUCUAA